Molecule: messenger RNA, 928 nt
Organism: Carassius gibelio (silver crucian carp)
Lineage: Eukaryota; Metazoa; Chordata; Actinopteri; Cypriniformes; Cyprinidae
Exons: 5
Coding region: 74-928 (284 amino acids)
Biological process (GO): T cell activation; interleukin-15-mediated signaling pathway; positive regulation of ERK1 and ERK2 cascade
Cellular component (GO): external side of plasma membrane; membrane raft
Molecular function (GO): protein tyrosine kinase binding; MHC class II protein binding
Source: RefSeq, a predicted model, not a curated record
CAGGAAGAGCUGAGAGUAUUUAGAGAGAGAGUUGAGAGAAUAUAAUGAAGAGGAAGACUGACAGAAAGAGAAGAUGGCUGAUAAGUGUCACUUGUGUCUGCUGGGACUGAUCUUUCUCUCUUCACUUCUCACAGGUCUCAGUGGAGUGGAUGAUGCUCAUAUGUUCAUCAGUUCUGGUGAAGAUGUCCGUCUGCCCUGUAAUAAUGCUCUUACUGACUGUAAAUCAACUUCAUGGAUCUAUAACAGAUUCAGUCAUUCACCAGCAGUUGAACUGAUCAUUGGAGGGAGAAAGAAGACAGACACAGAGAGACAUGAGAGACUGAGUCUGGAGUCUGACUGCUCUCUGAACAUCAAGAGCGCCACAGAAGAAGAUUGUGGAGUAUACUUCUGCAGACAAUAUGUGAAUAAUCAACGGCAAGGAACUUAUGCUCGUGUUUUUCUGCAUGUUCUUCAUGUCUCUUCACCAUCCUCACAGACUGAGAUCAGUGCAGGUCGCUCUCUGACUCUCUUCUGUCAGUUGUAUUCAUAUUCAUCAUAUCCUCAAGUCUCUUGUGAUGAUUGGAUCCGUUCUGAGGGAAUUGAUCUGUUCUGGGUGAAUCAGGCUGGUGUUAAACUGACAAACUCAGACUCCAGAUAUCAGAUAUCAUUCUCAUCAGAUCACUGUAUCUUCUCUCUGAAUACAACAAUCCUGAAUGAAGAUGAAAACAGAGAGUGGAGAUGUGAAGUUACUCACAGAGAUCAAGUCAAGACCUCAGUCUCAUACACUGUCAAGAUCUCAGCUCGAGCUGAUUCAACAACAGCAGUGACUUCAGUCUACAUCACAGACUCAACUACAACAACAACAACAACAACAUCAACUACUUCUACACCAGAGUUUUGUUCUGAAGAGUGGAGCGAGUGGUUAGUUUAUGAGAGAGUUGUUGGCUGA